Lathyrus sativus (Indian pea) is the source of this 339-nucleotide messenger RNA. Lineage: Eukaryota; Viridiplantae; Streptophyta; Magnoliopsida; Fabales; Fabaceae. The record is from the annotation of a GenBank genome assembly.
AUGGUGAAGGGUCGCCAAGGAGAACGCAUCAGACUUUACGUCAGGGGUACAAUCCUUGGAUACAAGAGAUCCAAAUCAAACCAGUACCCAAACACAUCACUGAUUCAAAUCGAGGGAGUGAACACCAAGGAAGAGGUAGCGUGGUAUGCUGGAAAGAAAAUGGCCUAUAUCUAUAAGGCUAAGGUGAAGAAAAAUGGUACCCAUUACCGUUGUUUAUGGGGCAAGGUUACUAGACCUCAUGGUAACAGUGGUAUUGUUCGUGCUAAGUUCAAGUCCAAUCUUCCACCUAAAUCAAUGGGUGCACGUGUGAGAGUGUUCAUGUAUCCAAGUAACAUAUGA